Argiope bruennichi is the source of this 2568-nucleotide messenger RNA. RefSeq names its product peptidyl-prolyl cis-trans isomerase-like 4. Gene Ontology annotation, biological process: protein peptidyl-prolyl isomerization. The transcript has 3 exons. Lineage: Eukaryota; Metazoa; Arthropoda; Arachnida; Araneae; Araneidae. Bases 178 to 2337 code for a protein of 719 amino acids. Gene Ontology annotation, cellular component: nucleus. The record is from RefSeq and is a predicted model, not a curated record. Gene Ontology annotation, molecular function: RNA binding; peptidyl-prolyl cis-trans isomerase activity.
CUCAACUCAGUAAAAAUCAAACCUGGAAAAUUUUAAAAUCAACAUAGGCAAAAUGCGAAAUUUAUUUAUUAUAGAAUAAGCUAGAUAAUAGUUGUAGAAACUAACAAAUAACAGUACUUCACACAUAAGCCUCCUGCUUAUCAAUUCAAGAUACCACCAAGCACACCAAAGACCAUAAUGUCAGUUGUUAUUGAAACCACCCUUGGGGACAUCACGGUAGACCUGUUCCUGAAGGAGCGUCCUAACACAUGCCUGAACUUUUUAAAACUCUGCAAAGUCAAAUAUUACAAUUUCUGUGUCUUUUAUAAAGUGGAAAGAAACUUCAUUGCGCAGACAGGUGAUCCCACCUGUACUGGCCGAGGAGGAGAAUCAAUCUUCAGUCGCAUAUAUGGUGAUCAAGCAACAUAUUUUGAAGCUGAAUUAAAGCCUCGAUUGAAGCAUGAAAAACUUGGAACUCUCUCAAUGGUAAAUAAUGGCAACAAUAUGAAUGGAUCUCAAUUCUUCAUAACCCUUGGUGAAAAUCUUACCUAUCUGGAUGAAGUCCAUACUGUGUUUGGGGAAGUAGCUGAAGGUUUCGAAACUCUUCUUAAAAUCAAUGAAGCCAUAUGUGAUCCUAAUAACAGACCCUACCAAGAUAUCUUGAUAACUCAUACUGUGAUUCUUCAUGAUCCUUAUGAUGACCCUCUUGAUUUGGAAAUACCUGAUGCUUCCCCAUUACCGACUAAAGAACAGUUGGAAUCAAAUUAUAUUAGAGCUGAUGAAGAGAUUGAUGAUACAAAGGGAAAAUCUGCUGAAGAAAUUGAAGAAAAAAUCAAGGAGAGUGAAGCAAAAGCAAGGGCCACUAUAUUGGAAAUGGUUGGAGAUAUUCCAGAUGUUGAUGUGAAGCCUCCUGAAAAUGUCCUUUUUGUCUGCAAACUGAAUCCUGUCACAACGUCAGAGGAUUUAGAGAUAAUAUUUUCACGUUUUGGGCCUAUAAAAAGUUGUGAAGUAAUCAAAGAUAAGAAGACAGGUGAAUCUUUGCAAUAUGCAUUUAUUGAAUUUGAGAAAGAAGAAGAUUGUGAAAAUGCUUAUUUUAAGAUGGAUAAUGUUUUGAUUGAUGACAGAAGAAUUCAUGUAGAUUUCAGCCAAUCUGUUUCAAAAAUGAUGUUCGAACAGGGGAACAAAUUUUCUAAAAAUAAAAACUCAAAAGAAACACUUGUUAUAAAAAACAAAGAGAAAAAAUCAGAUGGAUAUGAUAUGAUAUUUGAUAUGGAUGAUGAGAUAAGCCAUUCAAAACACAAGAAAAAGGACAAAAGAUCUCCAGAUCGUAAAUAUAAAAGGCAAGAUUCUCCUUCUAAAAGGUCUACUGAAAGAAGAAGAGAAAGGUCUAAUUCUGUAGAUAGGAGAUAUGGUGAACAUGUGAAGAAUUCACGAACCUAUUAUGAUAGAGAAUAUGAUAGAUCAAAAUCUAGCAGAGAUAGCACACAUAGAAUGUCAAAGGAUUCCAGAAAGGAAUUUACUAAGUCUUCCUCUCCAUCUGAAUCUUACAAAAGUACAUCUUUUUCUAGGAAAAAACAAGGUGAACAUACUUCAAAAGACCAUUAUAGUUCAUCAGAUGAAUCGGGUACUAUAAAACCUAAAAUGAAUACAAAUCGUUACAGGAGCCAUCGUCAUGAUAGCAGUUCAUCUGGCCGUUCCAUUUCUCCACAAAGAAAGCAGAAGAGCUCAACAGAUAAAAUUUCUUCUUCAAAGCAUUCUCAUUCUACUGAAAAGUUCUACGAAAAAAAAUCACAAAAGCAAGAAUUGCUUUCUUCAUAUAGAAAUAAGGAAAGAAAAAAUGUUUCUUCUAGACAUAAAUCUAAUUCUUCCGAAUCAGAUGUGCCUAGACAGCCUAUUAAAAGAUAUUCUCGAUCACCAGAAAUUUCUGAUCGGAGAUUAAAUAAAUCAAAAGACACAUCUGGAAGAUCAAGAUCUCAUCAAAGAUUAAAGAAGCAGCCUUCUAAAAAGCCGUCAAGUUCUCCAGAAUCAUAUAAUUCUAGAUUAAAAUCACGUAGGCACUAUUCGAGAUCUCCUGAUUCCUUGAGUCCAGAAAGGAAGAAGCGGUCUUAUAGAUCACAAUCAAGAUCUCUUAGCCCUAAAAAAUAUGAUGAUCCUAAGAUCAAAAAUUCAUAUACAUUGCAUGAAAAAUCAUCAAAACACUCUAAAAAAUCAAAGAAAAAUAAAAAGAGAACUAAAAGUUCCUGCUCUUCUAGUAAUUCUGAUUCAGAUACCAAUUCAAAAAUAAAAUAUAAAGAUAGCUAUUCUUCCCAUUCUAGAACCCAUAAGACUUCUCGCAAAGAAUACAAACAUCGAAAAUAGUGAUUUAUAAGCAUAAAGCUUAUCUUUGAAUGUGUAUAAUUUUUAUAAAAAAGAUUAUGUUUACAGAUCUGGUCUUAUUAUUACGAUUUCAAAAUUUAUGUAUCAUUAUUCUGAAAACUAGAGAUAAAAUUUAUUAAAAAUUUGCAGAAAUCUUUGCAAAUUACCAUUUAUUAAAUUCUGUCAGUAGAAAUUACUGAAUGAACCAUUUAUAUGCAAAAUCAUAAAUAAUAA